CCCACCACCACCAGACCAGAGCGCGCGAACAAAAACCCCAGGCCCAGGCGGCGCCGCCUCCCCCUCCCCCAGCAAAUCAAAUCCCCCCACGAGAGCUUUCGAUCCCCGCGCACCCAUCCCGAUCUCGAUCCCCCCCACCGCAACUCCUUGCGCGCUUCGCGAUCUCGAUCCGCCUCCCGCAAGUGCUCCUCCGCUUUCCUUCUCCCCCGAUCCAUCCAUGCUUCCCGAUCUGGCUCCUUCCACUCCCGCCGCGGCGGCGGCGGAGGUGGUGGAGGUGGAGCGGCCGUGGCCGCCGCCGAUCAGGAUGAAGCUCGCGCCCUACGCCAUGUACCGCGUGUUCAGCGCGGGCCCGGCCGGGGAGAAGCUCGGCUGCGCCUACGUGGCGCUCCACUUCGCGCUCUACGCCGCCAGGGCGCUCGCCCUCUCGCCGGUCGCCGAGCGGGCCGCGUUCUGGUCCCCCGUCCACGCCGCGCUCCAGUGCCUCUGCUACGCCGCCACGGCGCUCGUCGCGUGCGCCUUCAUCCGCUGGUACAUGGCCGUCGACGGGGUCUAUGUCGUCGAGUUCGAUCCGCCGCCGGAGCUGCUGGCGGUGGGUGCGGUGGCGGCGGCGGCGGAGCAGGUGCAGCCCCCGUCCCCGCCUCCUCCGGCGAUGGACAUGUGUUAGGUUUGGACUAGCCCCGUGCGGUAUGUGUUCCCUUGCCUGAAUUGCGUUUUCUAACCCCAUUGCAGGUUGUGAUUUCCCUUCUCGAGGUACGUGCCCUCCCCCUGACCUGUCUUUGACUCGACAUUUGUUACUGCAUAACGUCUUGGAUUGUCGUAUUGCUUAAUUGUGCUGCUACUGGCAUUAGCUUUUUCAUGGGCUUUGGUUUUCUGUAACUGAGAUCUGAAAGACCUGGAUUUUAGGUUCGGCAUAUAGUUAUCUCCACUGUAGAUGGCAAUUGUUAGAUGGUCUGGCACAUAUUGCUUUGCCUAUGGUAGAUUGGAUGAGUUUGUUUACAUUUAGUGUAGUAUCUCGCUAAGAAAAGGACGUGAAACAUCACCAGUGUGCUGUUUUGGGCUGUAGGGAUAUUCUGUUUUUGUUCAUGCAAAAAUUUUUUGGUCAAAAUAUACUGAAUUACCAUAAUCACAACCUGCUGACACACAAAGCUGAAAUCAUUCUUAAUUUUCAGAAGAAAUAGUUUUAACAAAAUGUUAGCCAGCAAACCACACCAGAAAAUUUUCUUUUCCAGAUUGCCUUACUAAACUGUUAAAUUCAUCUAAUGGUAAAAUAACAUCUUGGGUCACUCUGUGGCAUGGGUGUGGUGUCAUACUGUGGAAAGUUACAAGUAACAAUAAUGUAGACCAUCUCACUAUAUUUGGUUUCUUAAUGCUUACUUGCUCAAGUUUUGUUGACAGGUAGCAGUUAUGAUUAUCUUUAUUUUUUGUGAAAUACAUUCUUGUCAUAAUUCCUUGCACGGGCAUGAAACAGUAGUCAUGAUUAUCAUGUUUUGCUAGCCAUUGUUUUUCUAACCCAUGUUUGAAGUUUAUGCUUACUGCAGAUUUAGACUCCUUUGUUCCAGCCUUCCAGGUAUGUACAUUUCCCUUAUGUGCUCCAGUUAUGAUUUUGUUCUUCUUAAUUUCACAAAUACUGUACUAGGUUUUCAUAUGCAAUACAUCUCCUGUGAUUGAUUGGACUUAUACAGAUAUGUGGAACUCUACUUGUCAAUUAUACUAGUUGGGAGGUUAUGUUAGACUGAAAAGGCUGUCUCAAGUCCAAAAUAUUUUAGGCCCUCUAGAGUAACUAGAUUUAUUCAGAUCUGGAAUGGCAAUUAGAUAUUUUGGCAGAAUUGCCUUUGCCUCUGCUAGAUUCAAUCAAGUUUAGUUCCAUUUAGUUUAGUUCCCUGGUAGCUGUGGAACACACAUUUGUGAACAGCAGGUGCCGACAGUACUUAUUUUCCCAAAAUUUUGUCAACAGAUUCUGAGUUACUGUUGGGGCUUGGUACUUCGGUUGAUCACUUUACUCACUGUCUUAUAGCUUAAAAAGUUGCUUACUAAGACAUGUUUGCUCUGUUUCUAUUCAUGCAGGGUCUUCGCCUAAGCAGUGCACCAGAGGUGACGAUCUGGCUUCACCAGUUAAGGCGAGCGCACUAUCAAGUUGAAGCCAAUCCUGGAACAUAUCAAGGAUGAUCGCCAUUGCAGUGUAACAGAGAUGACGAUCUGGCCUCACCAGCUAAGGCGAGUGCACUACGAAGUCGUGAAGCCAAGCCUGGAACGUAUCAAGUGAUGAUGUACUGUGUGAUUAAGACACCAGUUAAGUCAAGCUGGCACGACAGCGUUGAGGUUUUUCUUUUAAAGGGCGGCAUCAAUGAAGCGGGCUGGUGAAGAAAUGGGAUGAUGAAAGGACUCCGGUGGACAGCAAACAAAGGAGGAGUCACGUGUGAAAGUGAAGAUGCAAAUCACAUGAGGAGGCAGUGGAUUUCAUCCAGUGGCCGAGGACAAAAUCGAAUUGAGUGUGGCAAAAUCCAAUACACGGCUUCUUAUUCCUUCCUCUGAGCUCAGAUCGGAAGCACAAGAGUACAAGAUGACUGUAGCCAUGAGCCAUGACACCCACUCCGCCAUUCAUGGCCGAAUCAAGGUAUGGCGAGCGCCAUACCUCGCCAUACUGGGUUCUCCACCCAUGAUUUCAUCACAUGUAAAGCAGUCUGAAUGUGAAGAUGUAAUGAGAUCACUGCCCUUGAAUAUUCUUCCAAUAGAGUUGUUGAGUUGUACCGUCCUAUGGACACUAAGGUGCCAAUUUUGGCAGAAUUUUUGUCAAUAGCAGACUUUCCGGACCUGGAAAUUUUGGUUAAAUACAACUGUUGUUCAUAAAAUGUACCUUUAUCCAAAAUUCAAUUGGAAUUUUGAUAAA
Messenger RNA from Panicum virgatum (switchgrass), 2887 nucleotides. RefSeq lists its product as uncharacterized. NCBI's taxonomy places the organism in Eukaryota, Viridiplantae, Streptophyta, Magnoliopsida, Poales, Poaceae. Bases 218 to 664 code for a protein of 148 amino acids. The transcript is spliced from 2 exons. The record is from RefSeq and is a predicted model, not a curated record.